Molecule: messenger RNA, 9604 nt
Organism: Paramisgurnus dabryanus
Lineage: Eukaryota; Metazoa; Chordata; Actinopteri; Cypriniformes; Cobitidae
Gene: cspg4
Product: chondroitin sulfate proteoglycan 4
Biological process (GO): anatomical structure morphogenesis
Source: RefSeq, a predicted model, not a curated record
CACAACUCCAGGUCCCAAAGUGGCCACAUAGACUCUGAAACUCGGACUAAAGUGGCAAGAUGAGAGGCGUGUGCCCGCUCCUGUCUGUCCUGUUGCCUGUGCUGUCACUGCUGUACCUGCUCCAGAAUGCCCAUGGAGCUUCCUAUUUUGGGGACAGUCACUGUCGGAUAGAUGCCGUUCAAGACCUCUCGAGUUUUCAAGUGUCGCUCCAGUUUAAGACAAGCAGACGAAGCGGUUUGCUCCUGCUGGCUGCGGGACACACGGAAUACCUCUCACUGGAGCUUUACAAUGGGAGACUACAGGCGAGGAUAAACAUGGGAUCUGGAGAGAAGGUUCUGACCUCUACAAUGGGUCUGACCCUCAGUAAUGUACUGGAUCAUCACGUAACUCUCGCUCUGAGAGACUCCAAACUCACCAUGGCAGUGGACAGCCUAUACACAAACUUUAUUCCAAUGGACGAUGCAGAUGAGGACCUGAACAUCGACCAGGGUGUGUUCCUUGGAGGCGUGAAAGACUUGGAUGUGGAGUACCUGAGCACAGCUGUCCCUUCUUUCCGGGGCUGCAUGAGCAAUGUUAUGUUUGAGUCUCACGACUUUGAUAUUCUGGAAUUAGCAGCCACAGUCUGCUAUGACACCAAGGAGACCUGUAGUGGUGAGUUUGAGGCAGGAGAUGGAGAAACCACCAGCUUCAUCAGCCCUGAAUCAUUUAUUUCUUUCCCUACAUGGACCAGAACCAGCGCUGACUCCCGCAUUCUGGAGAUGCUCAUGAAGACGACCAUUGAGGAUGCCCUGUUGGUCUUUCACCCGGGACACCAAGCAGAUUUCAUUGCAGUAGGAAUGAUGGGAGGGUUAUUGAAAGGUGUGAUCGAUUUGGGGAGUGGAAUACAUGUGCUGGAGAACGUGGAAGUCAAAGUAGAUGACGACCAGUGGCACAGAGUCCAAAUUCAGGUGAAUCGCAAUGAGUUCCAAAUAAAUGUAGACAGUCAACUUGUUUCGCUCCCUCUAAAUGCGUCGGAAAAGCUGGAUCUGGUGGGAAACCUGUACUUGGGAGGCAUUCAAAAGAAGAUGAAGGAUGUGUUUCAGGAUGAUUACUUGUUUCGUAUGGAAGAGGAGAUCACAACCGAAUCUUUUAUUGGGUGUUUAGGAGAAAUCAAGGUGAAUGAGAAAGAUAGAACCCUGCAGGAUGCUCUGAUAACUAAAGAUAUUCACGUGAAAUGUGAAGGGGACGAUUACUACUCCGCUUAUGAUUAUAUGGAGACGACGACUACCCCUCCAGUAAGAAUCACAUAUGUUGACAUUAAUCUUGACGAAAGGCAUUGUUUACCUACAAAUGACUUGCCAAAGAUCUUUCACAAUGUUUCCAAGCUCUUGGAAAUCACUCCGCUGCUGGUUCCCGAGGGAGGAGAGGCCCUUGUUGACAUUGUAAACCUAAAUCCAACAUUCAAUCUAAACAAUGAAGGUGUUCGUCAGUCUCAGAUAAUCUUUACUCUGGUAAGCAAUCCCUGGUAUGGGGAGGUUGAAAUGGACAUUAACACAAGACGCACAAAGAAGUUUACACUUCUUGAUGUGCUUAACAAGAAAAUUAAAUAUCUUCAUGAUGGAAAUGAAAAGUAUAAUGAUCAAAUCGAGCUGGAAGUGAUCGUACAUGGCACUAAUCUCCCAGAGUGCCUGAGUGCUGCACACAAAUAUGUACUACCAGUGGAGAUCAUCCCCGUGAAUGACAUUCCUCAGCUCAGUGUGGGGGACAUCUCAGUCACGGCUAAUGGACGCACACGCCUGAGCCCAAACCUUAUCCGAAUCUCAGACUCAGAUAAUCGGUGCGAUGACCUCAAAGUCACGGUCACAUCAGAACCGAAUCCUGCUGCAUAUCUGGAAAAUGCUAAUCAUCCAGGAACCAGUCUAAGAGAGUUCACCUGUCGACAACUAAAAGAGGGAAACAUCUACUACAUCCACAGAGGUGGGACAGUGACAGAAUUUACCCUCCAGGUCUCGGAUGGAGAUUUGAUUACCCACUCAUCCACAAUUAAGUUAGUGCUUACCCAGCCAAAGAUGAAUCUUGUUACCAAUACUGGACUUCUGCUUACUCAAGAUAGAACUUCUUCUAUAGGAAUACAGCAUUUGGCCAUUUCUGCAACUCCAAAAACCGGCGAUGUUACAUAUUAUGUCACUCAGCCACUUAAAUAUGGGCAACUGCAGUUGAUUUCAAACAAUGAGGUACCAGAGACAGUAACAUUUUUUCAUCAGUCUGAUCUGGAGCAAAACAGACUGAGAUACAUUCCCAACACCACAGUCGACCUUGAGAACACAGAAACAGAGUUUAUUCAUUUCAAUGCACAGCUCGGGCAGGUCAUCCUUCAAAACAACACGUUUAUCAUUAAGAUCAUGCCUACGCUUGUAAGAAUGGUUAAAAUGGGUCCUCUCCACGUUGAAGGUGGAAAGCAAAAUGUAAUUGGGCCAAAUGAAUUAGAAGCUGCUGUAAGGGAAGCUAACAGGAUUGAUCCAGGAUCAAUAAGGUACAUGAUUAAGAAGCGCCCAACCCAGGGAGUCUUGAUGUUGGUUAGUAAAGAGCUAUCUGAGGGUGAGAGCUUCACUCAACAAGACAUACUUAAUGGUCACAUUAUUUAUAGUCCCCGUAUUCACAGAGCCGUUGAUUUCGAAGAUCACUUUCACUUUAGUGUACUGGUAGACAAUCAAGCCUCCAGGUUAUACACAUUUCCUAUCAAAAUCCAGGCUGAUUCAAAUGCCCCUGUCUUAACUAAUGAGAGGUUGGUGGUGUUGGAGGGCAAUGAGAACAUUUUAAACAAGGAAUAUCUCUGGGUUCAAACCUCCAACUCAACAGACUUUGUGUAUAGAAUUGCCCAAGAUCCCAAACACGGUCGUCUUAUCAGAGAAUCUCCACCGGAUGUGCAAAGGUUUGAGGGUGCAAUUAGGGUGUUUAGUAGUGAAGAUCUGCUCUUGAACAGGCUGGUUUAUAAACACGACGGAUCAGAGACCAGCCAUGACCAGUUCACUUUCUUGGCCUUUGCUGCCACAGAGGACAAUGGUUGGCAGGAUGAGGGUCAUGAGGUACUGAAGGGGGUGUUUCACAUUACGAUACAAACCAAGAAUGACCAUGUGCCUCAAAGGGUAGUUGACAAACCUUUUCACGUAGUUAGAAACGGCCAGCGUUUAUUGACAACUGAUGACAUCCUCUUCAGUGAUGAUGAUUCUGACUUUAAUGACACCCAACUCGUUUAUGUCCGAGCGGGAAUUCUUUCUGGAAACAUAGUCUCAUCGGCAGACCCUACACAGCAACUCUUCCGCUUCACCCAGGCCGACCUGAGAGAUGGGAAAGUUUCGUUCGUUCACCAUGGGGCUGACCGUGAGCGAUUCCAAAUUCAAGUAUCUGAUGGUUUGCAUAAGACAACAGCUGUGCUUCAGGUUCAAGCAGGUGACCCUUAUCUACGUAUAACCAACAAUACCAUGGUGGUCAUUGAUCAUGGUAGCACCAAGACUUUGAACACCAGUUUGCUGAGUGCAGAGUCCAACAUGGACAUAAGAAGUGCAACUGAGAUCAUUUAUGAGGUGACUUCUGCUCCCAGUAAUGGUAGGAUUAUAGUCAGUGGGAUUGAAUCUUCAACGUUCACGCAAGAAGACCUUAAAAAAUGUGUGGUCUCUUAUGAACACAAUGACCAGAGUCUUAGCUCUAAAGAUUUCUUCACGUUCACCGUACUUGCCAAGGAUUUGUCCACAGAGGGAACUUUCAAAAUUAAGAUUUUCAAGAAAGGUUACCUAACAGAGCCAGAUGUUUUGGCAAAUCAGGUGAUCAUCGCGUUCGAAGGAGAACAUUCGGUUAUUGACCAAGACCACCUGAAGGUGGAACAAACAGACAUCCUACCCAAAGAGAUGGUGUACUCCAUCACAAGGUUUUCCCGCCUAGGUCACGUGGUCAAACUUAUCAACGACUCAGCAUCACCCAUCCUGGACUACGUUCAAUCUUUCACACAGGAAGAUAUAAAUAUGGGCAGAAUUUUCUACGUCUCCACCUCUCUUCAAGGCAGGGAUCACUUCACCGUUGAUGUCAGCAAUGGCUUCAACAUGGUGGAAAAUGUGGAGGUGCAGGUGGACAUUGCUCCACGGCUCAUACCCGUCCAAGUGGUCAACCUCACCGUGAGGGAAGGUGGAUCCGUGGCAUUGACCCCGGAGAUUUUGAACAUCACACACCCCUUCUACCGGUCCUUAAACAUUGAGUUUAUUAUUGAGGAGCCACCUCAGCAUGGAAACAUCAGAUAUGUGGACCAAGAAGAUGAGAUUGGAAGCUUCACAUGGAUUGAAGUACAGCAAGGAAAGGUGUACUACUUCCACGACAGCAGCGAGACCACAGAAGACAAUUUGACCCUGACGGCUACGGUUUUUAACAUCACUCGCCGGAGUCCAUCACUGACCAUCGGCAUCACCGUCAUUCCCGUGAACGACGAAGCUCCCAGCAUUCAACUCAACACUGGACUGGAGCUUCUCGCUGGUGAGGAGUCUGAAAUCACAGCUAAUAUGCUUAACAGUAUCGAUGAAGAUACACCUUCAGAGGACCUGGUUUACUCCAUCGAGACGCCCUCCAAUGGGAUCGUAACGCUUAAGGUGUCACCCGAUGACAGUGUGGACAGCUUCACGCAGGCUCAGAUCAAUAACGGAGAAGUUUUAUUCAUUCAUCACGGCUCGGCGUCUGGAGGUUUCAGUUUCACCGUGACUGAUGGAGAGCACACCUCACCUCUUCACCAUUUCGUUGUCACAGCGAGACAGCUCACCAUCUCCAUGGAAACGCAUGGAGAACUCAUGGUCUUCCCAGGUACCAGGCAGGUGAUCGGUAGAGAUAUUUUGCGAGCUAUAACAAGUGAAGAUGGUGAUGAAGUCUCAUACUCUCUGGUGAAGCCUCCUCGUCUGGGACGAAUCAUCAGACCUAACCGGAUUGGACAGUUCGAAGAGAUCACCAAAUUCACACAGACUGAAGUGGAUGCAGGUGCCGUGUAUUAUGAACACCAGAUGCCCUCUGAACCUUUCUGGGUGUUGAGAGAUUCGGUCGAGCUGUCUCUCUCCUCUCCUCCGGCAGCAGAGUUACUGUACAGCCUCCCGGUUACGGUGUCAUACUACGCGGCCAAUCGAAACGUGUCGUCACAGCUCUGGAAGAACAAAGGUGCAUCAGUGGUGCAGGGUCAGUCUAAAGUGAUUGACCUCUCUGUUUUGGACGCCUCUAAUCUACUGGCCAGUUUGCCUGAACAGAAACGGUCGGGACAGGACAUUGUGUACGAGGUGCGUCAGUUCCCCGCUCAUGGACGAAUCAUGCUCAGAGGAUCCGAACUGUCCCGCAACGCUCCUCACUUCCUGCAGGACGACGUGGCAGGUGGUGAUCUGGAGUACUACCAUGAUGACUCUGGUGCAUCUUCUGAUAGUUUCUCUUUCCGCAUCCGCUUGAACCCCAGCGGCCACCCUCCGCAGGUCCAGCCAGGCUCUGUGGUUCUGGAGGAGAUCUUUCGAAUCGCCAUCAGGCGGCGAGACUCGAACCCUCCGGAGGUCAUGAACUUGGACCGGCUCCUGGAGGUCUUGCAGGGUUCCACGACCAUCAUCUCCAAAGACUACCUCAACACCGUGGACCAGGACAACACACCUGACGAGAUCCGAUUCACCAUUUCCAAGAGCCCCGCAAACGGAUAUCUGAUCUACACGGACACAGGAGAGAGGAUCAGCUGGUUCACUCAGGAAGACGUCAACGUGGGCCGGGUUGCAUUUGUUAGCAACGGAAGCCUGUCUGUCGGCUUCAUGGAGUUCACGGUGUCUGAUGGAAAACACCAAACGGACCCAUACACACUGCAUAUUGGCAUUAUGGCCAGGACUCUUGUCCUUAACAAAGUUCCUGAGAUCCAUGUGAUGCAGGGCGAUGAUGAGACGCUGAUCACUCAAGACAUGCUGAGCGCCUCCACUGGAGGGGUCAUAAAUGAAGACGUGAUCUACAAGAUCACCAUCGUCCCAAAAUAUGCAGCGGUGAUGGUAGACAGACAGCCCACCUCAGCGUUCACACAAAAGCAGAUCAAAGAAGGAAGAGUGAGUGUACGUUUCGUCAAGUCCACCUCGCCAAAUGACACCGUGGCCUUCGCAGCCCGGAGCCGAGCGGCGAACGUUUCCUCCGUCCUCAACAUUACAGUAAAACCGCUGGCUAAGGUGGCCCAGAAUCCCCUCCUGCCCAGAGGCACAACCGUACUGGUUGAUAGGAAGCUGUUAGAUGCUACACCUCUAGCCAACAAGACCAGAUCUCCUCCAACGUUCAUCAUGAAACAACAACCACAAGGAGCUCGGUUCGUCAAGAGGGGUGGCCCGGAAGACGGCCACCCAGUAAGUUCCUUCACUCAGAAAGACCUAGAUGACGGAAAGGUUGCACUGGAGAUCCUAAACACAACUCAAGAUGGUCAUGGUCAAGAUGAAGCUCGGUUCCUCCUGAUGGCUCACGGUGUUCCUCCGGCAGAAUGCGUCCUGCCGUUCCACACGACGGCUUAUGAUCCUUCAAGCACGUACGCCGCAACUCUUCUCAAAGUUCCACCACCCGUGCCUGAAGGUCAGCCUGAACCCAGGUGGAGAGGCGACGGUGACGUGCCUUCUGAUGCCACCUCUGCGACUCCUGUGGUGGCCAGAAGGAACACCCUCUGGGCGAUUCUCAUACCCAUCCUCGUCAUUCUUCUUUUAAUGAUCCUCGCUGGUAUUCUGGUCUACUACCUGAUCCGACGCAACAAAACCGGGAAGCACAAUGUCCAGACGGUGGCCGCCAAGCCGAAGAACGGAGAGAUGAGUCAGGAGACGUUCAGGAAAACCGAUCCGGCGAACAACAUCCCUAUGUCUAACAUGGACUCCAAAGGGGCAGAUCCCGAGUUGAUACAGCACUGUCGGACAACAAACCCACCUUUGAAAAAAAACCAAUACUGGGUUUGAGACCCGACGGUGUUUCCUUGAAUCAUUCCAGUCAGUGUUCUACAGAUUUCUUGCCAUAAUGAUGCUAAUGUUGAAUUGAAGUUCAGCACAUAUUUGAUAAUGUAGAGUCGCAACCUGAACUGUAUAUGCUGAUGGUGAUUUCUCCUAAGAAAGAAUUAGACAAAUGAGAACUUUUUAUGGUACUUUUGGACAAGAACAUAUGUUUGAUAUGUUUGAGAAGUCAUUUGUAUGUAUGUUUCAACGUUAAAUGAUCUUAAAAUCUCAGUUUUUCAGUGUCAGGUACAUUUCUGUGUUUUGUGUGCCUUAAAAACAAGUCAAUAUUUAUGUGCAUUUUCAGCAGCCCGUAUUUAUGACACAUUAUGUGUUUUAAAAUUAAUCAUUUUCCUUCAUCAUCCAAAACUUUUUAAUGUUUUAAGGAAUGUUCUGGGUUAAGCUGUGCAUGUGAAGUGUCUGUGAAAUCAAAGUUUAAAUCUCAUAAUCAAAUUAUGAUCUCAUAGUUAAAUUUCAUUCAUUGAUCUUUUGACAUGAUCUAAGUUAAUAUUAAAGGUGCCACAGAAUGUAAAACUGUAUUUAUGUAGGUAUAGAAUAAUAAGAGAUCUGUACAUGGUAAUAACAUAUGGUGAGCCUCAAACACGAUUGUUUCCUCCUUCUGAUUUAAACCUCGUGCAUGCAAAGGAGCGCUGGAAAACAGACCAAUCUCAACAGACGUUACAGUCGAGAUGUACGCCCCAACAUUAAAUUACACAUUAAAUUAAGUACCAUGUUGUUACAAUGCUAAAACAAAGUUGUGACUGUUGAGUUAGAGCUAUAUGCUAGUUAAUGCUAUAUGCUAGGGUUUAGGUUGAAGUUCAACUAUUGACAUUUCAGUUAUGUUUUGCAGAUCUGUACUGAAAUAACACAACUUCAUUGAAACAUACUCUGAAUAUUUGAUUAUUCCUUAAAUGCCGUAUCUUCCUCUGAUACAGGCUCAAACAUAAGGUCUGUUUACACACACACACACAGAGCUACUGAAGGAGCUGCUCUGAGAAACAGCCAAUCAGAGCAGAGCUCAACAUUAUCAUUCAUGACCCUUUCAAAUAAGGUAAUGAUAGACCAUGUAAUUUUUAAAGGCAAAUCCUAGGGUUGUAAAUGAACACGUAAAACUGUUUCUGGGUCAUUUUUGCACCUAAUUAAGCCACAUACCUUCUAUGUAGAUAUCAAAAAACAAUUUAACGCAUUAUUUUAAUGCAUUAUUUGGCACCUUUAAAUAUAUUAAGGUUAUAUUCACAGAAUGUUCUUUUCAUAAUGUUGGAUGAUUUUAAGCAGAAAUUGUUAAUCACAAAACAAUGACUUUUCACAGACUGGGUCACAUAUGUGAAAUGCUUCAGAUAAUACAUGCAUAAUACCAAAAAGAUUGUUUUCAUGAAGCAAAUCUGCCCCCAGGAAUCAGUGUGUUCGACACACAAUCUUAAAUUCUUUAGAAAAGAUAGAUUUAGAAAUUUUUUUAAGAUUUACAAAAGAAAUAAGAAAUAAUCAUACAAGAAUACCAACUGCUGCAUUUUGCACCAUACCAAAAAAGCAUUUUUUUUUUUUAAGAUUAAAUGCCUUUCUUACACUGUAAAAAAAUGAAAGCUGAUCUGUUUUAAAAAAAAAACUUACUUCAAUUGGCAACACUUAAAAUAUUUAAACAUUUUCAACACAAUUUUUACAAAAAGUGAGUAAAUUUCUAAUUUUUAAGGCGUUACCAAUUGAUGUCAUUUUUAACGUUGAACCGACUUUUACUUUUUACAGUGUAGUAAGUGCAUAACUUCAUAACAUUAUUUUUGUUUGUUUUUACAAAGUAAGUAACUAGUUCCAGAGGUAUAAAGUAUAGUAUUUUUAUUCGCUACACAAGUAUCUGUACUUUACCAGUGUUUCUUCUUUGACAAACGUUUACUUAAAACAACACCAAAAAGUUUUUUUACCUUAAAAUAAAAAAAAAGUUUAAGUCGUUCAUCCACUCGAAACAGGGUGAACGGCACUUUCACAUUCGCUUUGCAGCCCUCUAUCGGCCAAAACCGCACUAAAGAAGUUUCCAACCGUCAGGUCGUGGUCUUGUAGUUCGAGUGAAAACUACAAAAACUUGCUUUACGGCAGACCUACAAUCCAAUCAGAGCCAGCUAUGCUGCAGUAUUUACGACAGUGAUAAUGGACAAAUGCAGUUUCCAACCUGUAGGGGGAGCAAAAAGCAAAAACUCUUUAGUGCUGCUUUAACUACAUUCCGAUGCAUAAUAUUUACUUUUCACUCCUCCGCAUUUCAUAAAUAUAAGUUAUUGUUUUUUUUUUACCUUAAAUACUUACAUUUAAAAUGUAGUACAUUAACUGAAGUUGUACUUGCGUAUAAAUAAUAAAGAAAUUUUGUACUAGAUUUUUUAUGUAAUUAAUUAUUAAAUGAAAUGUAAUAUAAAAAUGUAGAGCAGUACAGUAAAUGAAAAAACUCUGAUAAAGAACAGAUACUUGAUUAAAGAAGAUAAAAAAAACUUGAGUACUUAUAUCAAAUAAUUUUGUGUCACUCCACACCAUGCCACAGAUGUUGUUGUUUAUAGAUGUGUAUAUUAAGCUUAACUUUCAUUAAAGGGAUAGUUCACCUAAAAAUGAAAAUUCAGUCAUCAUUUACUCACCCUCAUGUUGUUAGA